UGAAAUAUCAUAUGUGAAAGACAGAGGAUGCAACAAGCUGGAGAAACACAGCAAGCCAUCCAUAUACAACAAGAAUGAGUGGAAUUCCAAUUGAGCUUGAGCUUCAAAUAUCAGUCCAGCCAUCAUCACAGCCAGAACGUGAGAGCCAGAUUCAGCCUCCACCUCUGUUUCAGCAACACGUCCCAACCCAAGAUCCCCCCCAGCCCCCACGAGAUCAACAAAUCCAGCUCCAGUCUGAGCUACAGCAACCAGAGUCUAAUUCAGAGCACCAGCACCGAACAAAGUCAGCGUGGAUUACCCUCCGGUGGCUGCUCCUCCUUCUCUUGGGGUUCUCCUUCGGUGCUGCCAUUCUGGGAGUUAUGUGCUACAUGUAUCACAAUCUUCAAAACAGGAGCAAAAACCUAGAACAUACUGAAACCCCAUGUCUCUCCCAAGCCUGUCAGAGGGCCUCUGCCCGUCUGUCUAUGUCUGCCGAUCCCUUCAAGCAGCCCUGUGAUUACUUCUUGUUCACAUGCGGAUCUGACAGACUCUCAACAGACAGUGGGGGGAGACAGAGAGGUCAGGGCAUCCCUGGACAUCCACAGAACCAGAAGGAAAGGGCUGUCUGGCCAGAACGAGGAGGGGGAACUAAAGCAAUUCAAGACAAAUGGCUGAGAGAGGAGAAACUACAUGACAGGAAAACUACACUGCUGCAAUAUCUCAGAGAGAUUUUGGAAUCAAACGACAGACCAGUCGGUACAGCAGUGCAGAAGGCCAAAGGAUUCUAUCGUUCCUGUUUAGACACCAAAUCCAUAGAGACUGCUGGAGCAGAGCCAUUCCUUACACUCAUCCAGAAACUAGGAGGCUGGGCGGUAUCAGGUCAGAGGAAUCAGACUGAUUUUAACUCCACCCUGAGAUUGCUAAUGAAGGACUACAGCACCUUUCCUUUCUUUAACCUCUAUGUGGGCAGAGACCCAAAUGAAACUGUCCAUGGGACGACCAAAAGAUACAUACAGAUUGAUCAGCCAGAUCUGUUGAUCCCGAUUGAAUGGAACAGCAAGACACAGAAGUCACAGGCUAGGACUCAGACAUUACGUCCCUUUUUGGCAUCUUGUCAGAGGUACUUGGCUUUGUUGGGGGCCCCACCCAAAAGCAUCAUGAUCCAUGUGGGCAUGUUCAUCUCUCUGUCCUCUGAGUUUGCGGUGGCUGCCUCACCUCUGCACUAUCGCCUCUCAAAAGGCCAGCUAUAUCAGCGCAUGACCAUCAAACAGCUCCAGAGCCAAGCCCCUGCAAUUGAUUGGUUGGGCUGCUUGCAAGCUGCUUUACAUCCACUGCCUCUCACAGAAAAUGAACAUGUCCUUCUGCAUAACUUACCCUACAUCGUGCAAAUGUCCCGUAUCAUUGGCAAAUGGCUGAGCAGGCAUGAGCUAAGCACCAGCAGCCCGCUUCAUACUUACAUGGUCCUCAAUCUUCUGCACACAAUGAUGCCUGCUCUGGACUCCAGAUUUUAUGAAACAGCGAAUAAUUUGUCCGCAUCCCUGGGUAACACAGAUGAGGUAGCUCCACGCUGGACACACUGUGUGUUAGAGACUGAGAGAGGAUUUGAAUUAGUUCUUAGAGACCUACUAAGUCAAAGGACAGCACACCGAGAUGUAGAGGAGAUUAUUCAAAACAUAUUUUCUGCCUUCAAAUCCAAACUACAUGAAUUGAAGUGGACAGAUCGGAAUACUCUUCAGCAGGUCAUGUAUAAGGUUCAAUCUUUAAAUCCAAGACUUUGGACUACAAAAGAGAAGUCUGAGGAGGCUGAGCUUGACCUCCUUUUUUCAAAGGUUAUGGUCAAAACAAAUAGCUUCUUCUCCAACUAUGUCCAGCUACAGUCAUUGUGGCGAAACAGACGGACUCAGCUCUUGACUCAGCAGACAGAGGCGCCUGAUAUUCUGUCUGUCACACCACUCCUUCUGGAUGAUGAACUCCUCUUUCCAAUGGGAAUGUUUGUCCCUCCUGUCUUUCAUCCAACCUACCCUCGGGCGAUGAAUUAUGCUGUAAUAGGCUUUCUUAUGGCCAAAGACAUGCUCCAUAUGCUUCUACCUGACAUUUACUCUCAGAGUGAGACGGUGCAUGCUGUGGGGGAAUGUGUUUGGGCUCACUAUCUCAAUGUGGCAGAAAAUGCAGAAAGAGGAGGGGGGUCUCUCUCAGUGUUGCAGCAGCAGGAGGUCUGGGUGCAGUAUUCUGCACUGCAGAUAGCAUUGCAGGCUUAUAAUCAGGCUGUAAAGAAUCAUCUGCGUGAAACCUCCAUCGCUGGACUAUCACACACUCGUCUGUUUCUCACAUCUUUUUCUCAGCUUAAGUGUGACACAGACACUUACCGUGAAGUCAUGCCCUUGGAACCCUCCUUCUUGAUUACAGUCUUAUGUGCCACAUCUGACCUGUGUCCUACAAGGCUACAAUGCACAAGUAAAACCCAGCAAGUCUCAUUAAAAACCUGCUGAAUUCAUCCCUCUGAAGAACAGAAGGUCUUUGUCGACCUGUAAUAUAGACAUUUAACACACUGUGGACACUAUUAAAGAUGUUUAGGAUAAACAUGUACAAUAAGAGAACUUACAGUAGCCUAUGUUGAACCAAGAAAACACUGACUUCCUAUUUAUCUGUGGAUAUUAAUAUGAUGUGUUUGUGUUGCUAUAUAUUGUACAGGAUGUUACUUACUCAUGUUAUUAAAAUAAACAUUUAAAAAGUA
This is a messenger RNA of Labrus bergylta (ballan wrasse), 2713 nucleotides long. It is a transcript of the gene kel, whose product is annotated as Kell metallo-endopeptidase (Kell blood group). Gene Ontology annotation, molecular function: metalloendopeptidase activity. The record is from RefSeq and is a predicted model, not a curated record. Gene Ontology annotation, cellular component: plasma membrane. NCBI's taxonomy places the organism in Eukaryota, Metazoa, Chordata, Actinopteri, Labriformes, Labridae. Gene Ontology annotation, biological process: protein processing.